This is a messenger RNA of Gossypium raimondii (Peruvian cotton), 1147 nucleotides long. RefSeq lists its product as uncharacterized. NCBI's taxonomy places the organism in Eukaryota, Viridiplantae, Streptophyta, Magnoliopsida, Malvales, Malvaceae. The transcript is spliced from 2 exons. Bases 186 to 1004 code for a protein of 272 amino acids. The record is from RefSeq and is a predicted model, not a curated record.
AAUAACAAAAACUGUUACUUUUUUUUCAUUUUUGUUUUCUGUUUCAUUUAAUCAUUAAAUAUUACUACAAACAUUUCUGAUAAUCAUAUCUCUGAUCAAGCAUUAUCCCUUGCUGUGAGCUGAUAAUACCACCAUCGGCCUUUCUAACCCUUGAGGGCUUAAAGAGAGAGAGAGAGACGGCAGCAAUGGGACGUCGUCUCUUUGGUUGUUUUGGCAAGGGUUCAUCUUCUUCUUCAUCAGGGAAUGAAGUCGAUGGAAAUGGAAAAACCAAUGAUACGGUAGUUGAAGAAGCGGCGCCUGAAGGCCCGAUCAUGGUGGAAUUGUUUUCUUCGCAAGGGUGCGCGACUUCAUCGGCGGCUGAGCUGCUCUUGUCGAGGUUAGGGAGAGGUGAUUUUCAGCUCGAUGCUCCGGUGAUUGUGUUGGCUUAUCAUGUUGAUUAUUGGGAUUAUAUGGGGUGGAAAGAUCCUUAUGGAUCCAGCCAAUGGACUGUUAGACAAAAGGCAUACGUUGAAACCUUGAACCUUGACACCAUGUUUACACCUCAGGUUGUGGUUCAAGGUAGGGCUCAGUGUGUCCCUAAUGAUGAAGAUGUUUUAUUAUCCACCAUUGCUACUGCUCCCAGGUUUCCAGCUCCAUCAUUCCAGGCAGAUAUCCAAAGGCCAACAUCGGAGACAUUGCAAGUGACAAUAACAGGAGCAUUGAGGUUUAAGGUAGAGGACAAUGGUGUCCGUGUGAUGGUAGCUUUAUACGAGAAUGGGUUGGUAAAUGACUGCUCUGCAGGAGAAAACAAAGGGAAAGUGUUGUCCAAUGAUUUUGUGGUUAGAAAGUUUGAAAAGCUGUGCAAUGUGGAGGACACAUCUGCUAAAAAGACAAUCUCAGGAACUGUUACUUUCAGUCUUUGGGAUAAUUUCAACCACAACAAAUGCGCCAUUGCUGUCUUUGCUGAAAACAGCUCCCAUCAAAUUUUUGGUUCUCAGAAGUUUCAACUUCCCGAUGAUAUAUGAAAAGAGAAGAAGAAGACAGUAUCGAAUUAAAUGCAUGUGAUGUGGCUAUAAUUUUUUGGCAAAUUUAUGUACAGGAUGUUGUUCUGAUUAGGUAUUGAAAAAAAAUACUGAUUGUAUAUGAUGUAUACUUUUCUGGAUUUAUU